AUGUCAAAACACCACCCCGAUCUUAUCCUCUGCCGCAAGCUUCCAGGCAUUGCUGUUGGAAGGCUAUGCGAGAAAGACGAUGGCAAAUGUCCCAUCUGCGACUCUUACGUUCGUCCCGCUACUCUGGUUCGCAUCUGUGAAGAGUGCAACUUCGGCUCCUCGGGAGGCAAAUGCAUCAUAUGUGGAGGUCAAGGUGUUUCCGACGCAUACUAUUGCGCUGAAUGUACACGGCUUGAAAAGGACCGUGACGGGUGUCCAAAGGUAGUCAAUCUUGGUGCCAGUAGAACAGAUCUUGCAUAUCUACGCAAAGCAAGACAACAGCAGCAACAAUUCCAACGCGGGUGA
Messenger RNA from Ustilago hordei, 345 nucleotides. Its product is annotated as putative Pre-mRNA splicing factor ini1. Bases 1 to 345 code for a protein of 114 amino acids. Gene Ontology annotation, cellular component: U12-type spliceosomal complex; precatalytic spliceosome; catalytic step 2 spliceosome. The transcript is spliced from 5 exons. Gene Ontology annotation, biological process: mRNA splicing, via spliceosome. NCBI's taxonomy places the organism in Eukaryota, Fungi, Basidiomycota, Ustilaginomycetes, Ustilaginales, Ustilaginaceae. The record is from RefSeq and is a predicted model, not a curated record.